Messenger RNA from Polistes dominula (European paper wasp), 1336 nucleotides. RefSeq names its product neuronal Synaptobrevin (gene nSyb). Gene Ontology annotation, cellular component: membrane. Gene Ontology annotation, biological process: vesicle-mediated transport. The record is from RefSeq and is a predicted model, not a curated record. NCBI's taxonomy places the organism in Eukaryota, Metazoa, Arthropoda, Insecta, Hymenoptera, Vespidae.
UCAAUACCACGGUUAUCUAGUUCGCCGCAGGCAGAGUUGCUUGCGAAAUCUACGGGCUUGACGUCCGACGACGACAACGACGACGACGCCGACGACGAAGACGAAGACGAAGACGAAGACGGGGUGACAAAGGCUCGAGAAUAGCCGUGUGAAGUAAAAAAAGGGACAGGAGCGAAAUAAAACGAAUAUGGCCACCGAAGACGGUCUGACGCCAGAUGCAGCGGGUGCUGGCGCGGGUGCAGGUGCAGGAACCGAUGGAAUCGUCGGUGGACCCAGGACGCCUCAACAAAUCGCUUCGCAAAAGCGACUGCAGGCGACGCAGGCGCAGGUAGACGAGGUCGUCGACAUUAUGAAGACGAAUGUAGAAAAAGUCCUCGAACGUGAUCAAAAGCUAUCCGAGCUCGAUGACCGAGCAGACGCACUCCAGCAAGGAGCGUCGCAGUUUGAACAACAAGCAGGAAAAUUGAAAAGGAAGUUUUGGCUACAAAAUUUAAAGAUGAUGAUCAUCAUGGGCGUCAUCGCACUCAUUAUAUUGAUUAUUAUAGUUGCAAAAUUCAUGCCGGAAUCGCCGCCACCUCCGCCACCUGGAUACGCUUAUCCUCCGGCUCCCCCGGCAGGUGCACCAGCAGCAGCUGCUCCUGCCGCAGCACCAGGAGGUGCAACUGCUGCAGGGGGUGCUUCCGCAUCCCAAACUGCCGGUGCUGCCUUCGUUGGCUCAAUUAAUGGUAAACAUAGUAUGAUUUAAACAAAAAAAACUGCUCCCUCCGUUAUGAAUCAUUAAAUUAAAUUAAAUUAACAGAAAAGAGAAACAUAACAAUAAACAAAACAAAAAUGAUCCACUAGAGAUGAUCGAUUGAUCUACAUUUUAAGAAGGUAGAAAUUAACAAUAGCAUGUGAUAUGAGAGAGCGCACUCUCGUCGCGAAUUAUUUAAAAGAUUAAUCUUUUACAAUUUCUUCUCAAACUUGAUUUCUUUUCAUCGUGCAAAAGAUCAUUAUACAGUUCUUCACACUUUUGCAAGUAAGAAAAAAGAAUAAAAGAGAUAAAAGUAGAAAAAAUAAAUAAAACGAAGAAGAAGAGGAAAAAACAAUUUCUAUUUGAAAUUGUAAAUAUCCAAGUUGACUCUUAAAUGGCUCGAUAAUUCUCAUUAAUAUAUUUUCAAGAAAAUGAUAUCGGUUUGUGUAGGUGAACGAGUUAUAUGAUCCGAUAUAUAAUUAUUUCUAUGUACUUAUAUAUGAUUAUGAGAAACGAUUAAUAAUACGAAAGAUCCAAAUGUGCUCUCCUACGUAUGAAUAGUUAUUCAUAUCCAUAUAUCCACAAUAUCAAGAAGUAUGAGAA